GACCGCCCGACUCCGAAACAUCUGGGCAAGGGGGGGCACGGAGGAGCGGAGCGCCCUGUUAUGUGUGCUCGUCCGCCCGUCUGUCAGGCCUGCUACCCACAACGCCGUGCGGCCCUGGCCGCUCCGUCAUGGAGGCAACAGCACUGGGGACCGCUGGAGCAGCCGCAGCCCGACAAGCAGAAGCCGCACUGGCGGCGGCCCGAAACCUCCCCUCUUCCCGCCGGGCGACUUGAGUCGUCUUGCCUCGCAGGGGCUCCGCCAACAUGAGUGGAGGCGGGGACGGCGGCGGCGGCUCCGGCUCCUCUUCGUCUGCUCCCGGCCGCUUCGCUGACUACUUCGUCAUCUGCGGUCUGGACACCGAGACUGGUCUGGAACCGGACGAGCUUUCCGCAUUAUGCCAGUAUAUACAGGCCUCUAAAGCCCAAGAUUGUGGUGGCCGUUUCAUUUCAAGUUCAGCAGAAGGUGAAAAUUUUGAACAAACUCCACUAAGACGCACAUUCAAGUCCAAAGUUCUUGCUCGUUAUCCUGAAAAUGUGGAAUGGAACCCUUUUGAUCAGGAUGCAGUGGGAAUGUUAUGUAUGCCUAAGGGUCUAUCGUUCAAGACACAAGCUGAUGCCCGAGAACCUCAGUUCCAUUCAUUUAUAAUUACCCGUGAAGAUGGCUCACGAACAUUUGGGUUUUCUCUGACAUUUUAUGAGGAAGUUACCAGCAAACAAAUCUGUAGCGCAAUGCAGACAUUGUAUCAUAUGCACAAUGCAGAAUAUGAUAUUCUUCGUACUCCACCUACAAAUGAUAAGGAUAACUGUAGCACCAUAGAAGACUGUAAUAGCACCUCUGUAUCAAAGCUACAGCGAUUUAACUCAUAUGAUAUUAGUAGAGACACUCUCUAUGUCUCUAAGUGCAUUUGUCUGAUAACUCCUAUGUCUUUCAUGAAAGCAUGUAGGAGAGUGCUUGAGCAACUUCACCAAGCUGUAACUUCACCUCAGCCACCACCAUUACCUUUGGAAAGCUUUAUCUACAACAUACUCUAUGAAGUUCCUCUUCCUCCAGCAGGGAGAUCCCUAAAGUUUUCAGGAGUCUAUGGACCAAUUAUCUGCCAGAGACCAAGCACCAAUGAAUUGCCAUUAUUUGACUUUCCAGUUAAGGAAGUUUUUGUGUUACUUGGAGUAGAGAAUAUGGUUCAACUCUUCACCUGUGCUCUUUUGGAAUUUCAGAUACUACUUUAUUCACAGCAUUACCAGAGACUGAUGACUGUGGCAGAGACAAUCACGGCACUGAUGUUCCCAUUCCAGUGGCAGCAUGUGUAUGUUCCCAUCCUUCCAGCCUCUCUCCUACAUUUUCUAGAUGCUCCUGUCCCUUAUUUGAUGGGAUUGCACUCUAAUGGACUGGAUGACCGGUCUAAGCUGGAGCUUCCCCAGGAGGCAAAUUUGUGUUUUGUGGAUAUAGACAACCACUAUGUUGAGCUGCCAGAAGAUUUGCCUCAAUUUCCAAAUAAACUUGAAUUUAUUCAGGAAAUCUCUGAGGUUCUUAUGGCUUUUGGGAUUCCUCCUGAGGGAAACUUACAUUGUAGUGAAAGUGCCUCCAAAAUGAAAAGCCUCAGGACAUGUGACAUAGUCUCUGAUAAGAGAAAUGGGAACUUAGGAGGACCAACUUUAAAUUCUUAUGAAUUACUGAAAGAAAAUGAAACCAUAGCAAGACUUCAAGCACUUGUUAAAAGAACAGGCGUGAGCCUAGAAAAGGUUGAAGUUCGAGAAGAGAUUAGUAGUAAGAAGGACCUCAAAGUGCAAUGUGAUGAAGAAGAAUUCAAGGUUUACCAGCUCAACAUUAAAAUACGGGAAGUUUUUGCUAAUCGUUUCACUCAGAUGUUUGCAGAUUAUGAAGUAUUUGUUAUUCAACCAAGCCAAGACAAAGAAUCAUGGUUUACCAAUAGGGAACAGAUGCAGAACUUUGAUAAAGCAUCCUUCUUGUCUGACCAGCCUGAGCCUUAUUUGCCUUUCCUCUCAAGAUUUUUGGAGACACAGAUGUUUGCUUCUUUUAUUGACAACAAGAUAAUGUGCCAUGAUGACGAUGAAAAAGAUCCUGUCUUGAGAGUGUUUGAUUCUAGAGUGGAUAAAAUUAGGCUCUUAAAUGUCCGAACUCCAACCUUGCGCACAUCCAUGUAUCAAAAGUGCAAUACCAUUGAUGAGGCUGAGAAAGCUAUUGAGUUAAGGCUAGCAAAAAUAGAUCAUACUGCAAUCCAUCCCCACUUGCUUGAUAUGAAGAUUGGACAAGGAAAAUAUGAACCUGGUUUUUUCCCCAAGCUUCAGUCUGAUGUACUUUCUACAGGGCCAGCAAGCAAUAAAUGGACCAAGCGAAAUGCACCUGCGCAGUGGAGGAGAAAGGACAGACAGAAGCAGCAUACAGAGCACCUUCGUCUUGACAAUGACCAGAGAGAGCAGCUGGAUUUUCCUUUGCCCAAGCUUCAGUUGCAAUUAUAUUUAGACAUGGACCAUCAUGAUUGGCCUUUCAGGCAAUCUAUUAAAUCUGUUUCAGAGCUUUACCUGAAAUAUAUCCAAGAAGCCAGGAAUCUAGGCAGCACUAUCCGGCAGCCCAAAUUGUCUAAUCUGUCACCAUCAGUAAUUGCCCAAACAAAUUGGAAAUUUGUUGAAGGUUUGCUGAAAGAAUGCCGAAAUAAGACAAAGAGGAUGCUAGUGGAGAAAAUGGGUCGUGAAGCAGUGGAACUUGGUCAUGGUGAGGUGAAUAUUACAGGUGUAGAAGAAAACACAUUGAUAGCCAGUCUCUGUGAUCUCUUGGAAAGGAUAUGGAGCCAUGGUCUGCAAGUAAAGCAGGAUAGAAGCUGUACUACUUUCAUCCUAGAAGAUAGAGCAUCAGUAUACUCUGCUACAACUCAGAUUUGGGCCUUUCAGACCAGCAAGCGGCCAACCCUACAUAAGGGGAAGUCUGCUUUGUGGUCACACUUGUUACAUUACCAAGAAAAUCGUCAGCGAAAACCUACAUCAGGAAGUUUCAGUACCUCAGGAAUUCUUCUAGAUGCAGAAAGAAGAAAGUCAGAUGCCAGCCCAGUAAUGUCUCCCUUGAAAGUAUCACUGAUCCAGGACAUGAGGCAUAUCCAGAAUAUUAGUGAGAUCAAAACAGAUGUUGGUAAGGCCAGAGCUUGGGUUCGGCUCUCCAUGGAAAAGAAAUUACUCUCCAGACACCUGAAACACCUUCUCUCAGAUCAUGAACUCACAAAAAAACUUUACAAACGCUAUGCUUUCCUCCGCUGUGAUGAUGAGAAAGAGCAGUUCCUUUAUCAUCUUCUGUCCUUCAAUGCUGUUGAUUACUUUUGCUUUACCAAUGUUUUUACAACCAUCUUGAUUCCAUACCAUAUACUGAUUGUUCCUAGCAAAAAACUUGGUGGCUCAAUGUUCACAGCCAAUCCAUGGAUAUGCAUUUCAGGAGAGCUAGGUGAAACAGGUGUCCUACAGAUCCCAAGGAAUACAUUGGAAAUGACGUUUGAGUGUCAGAAUCUGGGAAAACUUACCACAGUACAAAUAGGGCAUGACAAUUCUGGACUGUAUGCUAAGUGGUUAGUGGAGUAUGUUAUGGUCAGAAAUGAAGUAACAGGUCACACAUACAAGUUUCCAUGUGGGAGGUGGCUUGGAAAAGGGAUGGAUGAUGGCAGUUUAGAAAGGAUCCUGGUAGGAGAAUUACUGACAUCCCAUACUGAGGUGGAUGAAAGACAGUGCAGAACACCUCCUUUGCAGCAAUCCCCAAGCAUGAUCAGAAGAUUUGUUACAAUAUCACCAAACAACAAACCAAAGUUAAACACAGGUCAGAUACAAGAAUCCAUUGGUGAAGCAGUAAAUGGAAUUGUCAAACACUUCCACAAACCAGAGAAAGAGAGAGGCAGUUUGACAGCUUUGCUUUGUGGAGAAGGUGGGCUUGUUUCAGCUCUUGAGCAGGUGUUUCAGCAUGGAUUUAAAUCUCCCAGGCUUUUCAAAAAUGUAUUUAUCUGGGACUUUUUAGAAAAAGCACAAGGCUAUUACGAAGCUCUAGAUCAGAAUGAAAUGGUUCCAGAAGAAAACUGGCAGAAAAGAGCCCGGAGUUUUUGUCGCUUUGUCACAGCCAUCAACAACACUCCUAGAAACAUUGGGAAAGAUGGCAAGUUUCAGAUGCUGGUGUGCCUUGGUGCCAGAGAUCACCUCUUGCACCACUGGAUUGCCUUGCUGGCAGACUGCUCCAUCACCGCUCAGAUGUAUGAGGAAACAGCACUCAUAAAGGAUCAUACAUUGGUGAAUUCCUUGAUACGUGUGCUACAGACCUUGCAGGAGUUUAACAUCACACUGGAGGCAUCUCUCGUUAAAGGAAUUGACAUCUGAUCUGACUCAAGCUACAAGCACUGUUAAAAGAAAAAAGCAACAAGAAAUAAAACAUUAGUGUGCAAAGAUUCUGUAUGCUAAUACAUUACAUCCAAACAUUCAUGUCACUCAACACAACUCUUCUGGAAAGAAGCUCCAAAUUAGAGUGUGAAAAUAGGGAUUGAAGCUAUAUACCCAAUGUGUAAAGGAGAAAAGAUACCUUAAAUCACAUUUAGAGUUUAUUUGCUGAUUUGCUUUUACACACUUUCAUGUGAAAGAGUUAGAUAAUAAGUAUUGUGCAGCUUAUUUUAAAGCUGUAAUAUUUCUUUGCCAUAGAAAAUGAUGCAGUGAGGAAGCUCUUGCAUUCUCAGAACUUGCCUUCAGACUGUAUCUUGCAAAGUGUAAUUAAUACAUUCCAUUUCUGUUAAGAGUUAUUAAGCAAUUUAAAACUAACAUUUCAUUAUGUACUUAUAUUAUCAUCCCUGGCCUUUCCAAUUUGGGUUACUGCUGCGCUUCAAAGAAACUAAAAGUUUAAAUAUUGUUUUUAAGAGUCUCAAAGUCCUUCAUUAGCAAAACACUUUUUCAUUUUGUUGACAGUAUUAUUUUUAGCAGAUUUUGGAGGACUGAACCAUGCAGAUGCACAGAGAUUAGUGAUAUUUUUUCAUAUGGUACGGAAUUGCACAGAGAAAAGUAUAUGUGUGUUUUUAACUGGCAUUUAUUUAUUUAACUUUUCAUCAUGUUGUCUUUGUCUUAAAAAAGGAUAAAUAAUCUUAUAUAUUGAACAGGCUAUGUUACAUGUCUGUUGUGUUUUUAAGUCAGGACCGAAUAAGAGUUCAGUUCACUUAAAGAGAAGCCCAGGAUAAGAGUAUCUGUCAGCAAAAUCUCAGCAUCAACCCAGCUUUCAAAUUCAACUUGUUUAUGUUUCACCCCUCCAAUCAUAAAAAUACUGAAAAGAUCAUGCUAAAGCCAUACAUACACUAUGUAAUGGUGACCAAUGUAUAAAUCUGUAGAAUUGGAUUUUGCAGGUUUCACAAUCGUGUGACAUCCUGCAGUACUGGCACAACUUUAUAACGGCAUCAUAAGCACAUGUGCUGGCUCAAUUAUUUGAGGUUGGGUAUGAGUGAGGUCAGUAUUACUGUGACUUAUUCUGCUACUCAGCCUAAUGCCAUGUCAGGUUUUCAAAUCCUUCUCUUGGUAACCCCAGUUCACAAGUGGAACACAUGUAACACAUGUUUUUGAAAUGCUAAGCAUUCAUGUGCUAAUUUUUGUGUUUUGUUAAAAGACUAGGUUUCUUGAAUGCUUGUGAACAUUGUGUAAAAAUAUUAGCUCACCUUCAUAGUGUUCAGAAUUUGUGAACCUUUUAAAUAGUAAAAUUACAGUUGGACAAACCUAGUGAAUGCCUGCCUAGAAACAACUGUUCUUGUUAGAAUUCUCAAGUACAAACCCUACGAGAUGCAUACUUAACUGAGGGAAUGCUAUGCUACACUGUACAGGGCUUUAGACCUCUGUAUUAGGAGGCCUUCACUGUAUAAAUGUUAUCUUAAAAGCUAGGCUCUUUAACAUAAGGAGCAAUGAUAAAGGAAGUUUCAAUUGUCAGUCUCUUCAACAGGUAGCAUUAUUCUUUAUUUCCUACAUCUUGUGGACAUUUUUAUUCCAGUAACUUAAAAAUAUAGCACAUGUAUUAAAUUUUACUAUUUUUA
This is a messenger RNA of Varanus komodoensis (Komodo dragon), 6040 nucleotides long. It is a transcript of the gene DENND5A, whose product is annotated as DENN domain containing 5A. The transcript has 25 exons. The record is from RefSeq and is a predicted model, not a curated record. Bases 264 to 4361 code for a protein of 1365 amino acids. Lineage: Eukaryota; Metazoa; Chordata; Lepidosauria; Squamata; Varanidae. Gene Ontology annotation, molecular function: guanyl-nucleotide exchange factor activity; small GTPase binding.